AUGUUUUCCUAUCGCCAGGGCUCAAAAGGAUUCCUUCCAACAUUGCUGGCCUUAUUCUUAAGUGUGAGAGUCACAACGCUGCCCAGUAGUGGAGCGUUUGAAAACCUGCCAUUGACUGACCACUUGAUGCUAAAAGAAGCUAGGAAGAAGGUAGUUACAUGUAACUACUCCGCUACUGGCCAGCAGGUUAUCAUGGACCGACAAUCACCGACGCUUUCUAAGGAAACCACCUAUCAUCAGAGGUCGAUUGAGCACCUUGGGCAGGCAGGAGGAAUAGAUACGGAUAAUUUUCCACUAAACAAUACACUCGGCUCCCAACGAUAUCUCCCACAUUCAAUUGUCAUCCUCUCGCAGUUGACGGAUUGUCGGACUGUCGGACUCCAUACAGAACUGUCCCUGGGAUUCCGCAACUCUUACCGUGUCAGCACUGAAGCCCAAAGAACGAGUUUCCACGGCAUCUUUCUGACACUCCAUGCGACGCCUCAGUAGAUAGUUGAUACCAGGUAGGGUGAUUCAUUGGUGCUGACUUAACAUGGGUUAUACACUACGGGGUACUGACCAUUCAAACGAUUCUUGAUACCAAAACAUACUU
Messenger RNA from Blastomyces dermatitidis ER-3, 592 nucleotides. RefSeq lists its product as uncharacterized. The record is from RefSeq and is a predicted model, not a curated record. The coding region runs from base 1 to 489 and encodes 162 amino acids. The transcript has 4 exons. NCBI's taxonomy places the organism in Eukaryota, Fungi, Ascomycota, Eurotiomycetes, Onygenales, Ajellomycetaceae.